UGAUUUUUUUCGAAAAAUCUAAAACAGAAACUAUUUGCCUCUUUUUCACCAAAGCUGAACAAUAUAGGUAUAGUUAUGAAUAUUAAUACAGCGGAAUGUAUGCAACAAGCAAUGAGACUAGUGUCAACUGCUUUACAGUUCGAUUCAGAGAGGAAAUUGAAGGAUGCUUAUGUUCAGUACCUCCAGUCAGUAUCUUACAUUGUGCAGUUGUUACUAUAUCAGAGCUCCAGUCAAGACUUUCAAACAAUCAUGAACCCAGAAUCCAAGAGAUUUAUCAAACUUGGACAAGAAUGCUUAGAUAGAAUAGCUGGAAUGUUUGAUAAAGAAGGGAACAUGUCAUCUGAAAAUAUCAUGGUGCCCAAGCAUGUUGAUGUUAUCGUAGAGAAUAAGCCAGGCGAUGAUACAAGCCUUAAGACAAUUGGUUCUUCAUUAGCUGAUCCUAAGGAUUCCACAAAAACAAGUUUAACACCUCAUCCUGGAUUGAAAGACAUCCUUACCCCUAUUACAAUGCCAACCCCAAGUAUUGACAUUCCAUUGAUUAAGCCAGUCAUAGAAACAGAACCAUCACAAUUUGAAAUGCCUAGCACUCCUACAGGAUUGGGCUUAAAACCGCCCAUAGGUGCCAGUCCUAUGGAGAUAGCGACACAGCAGAACCAGCUACUCAUGAAAGCAUACCAGGCCAGAAUGUCAAAGUUAAAUGCCAGAGACAAGAAAUCUUCAACUCUGGCUCUGACUAUUCAGCGCAAAAUGUCAGAAAAUAUCGCUAUAGCACAAAGUCGCCAACAGGCCUUGGACAAGAAACUUCAAGAACGGCAAAAAAGAAUAGAAGAACAAACUGCAAGGAGGUUUGCGUCAACAAUGGGGAUGUCGGCAGAGGAGCAAGAAAGACGUCAACUUUAUGCAAAGAUCCUUGAAUAUGAACAGGACACAAAAUGGCCGCUGACAUGGCGUGAACGCUUAAUCCGUAAACCAGAUGAUGAUAGACUCAUUAAUGCCAUGAUUGAGCAAAUAUUUAGUUCUUCUGACCAUCCACUUACUAAGCUGCUCAAUAAAUAUCAAUACGCCAUCUAUGAUAAAAUUCACCCACUAGUUGAAAAGUAUGUUGAUAAACUUGCAGCUGUUAAAGUCCCAUACAGAGAAACAAUUGAAACCAAGAAAAGUGACAAGAAAUCAAACAUAUCAAUGGCAAGCCAGGAUGAUAAUUGCACGGGUGAUGAAGCAUUGAGUGAUUUAGAAAAACUUGCGUCUGAAUCUGUCUUAGAAAGUCUUGAAGAUGCUAUUGGAGCAUCAAAGUCACAGUUAGAAAGUGCAAUCAAACGGGGAAGCAAGCUAGAAAGAAAACUGACAAUAGAGAAUGAGGACAUUGAGAGACGCAUACAUGGAGAUGCUCCUGCGUUAACAUCUUCCAAGUCUGAUGUAGAGUUUGACAUGCAUGAAUUGGAUGAUAUAUUUGAUGACAGUAUCGAUGACAUUGAGACACCAACAACUACACAUGAAGUUCCAAUUGAAAAUAACCCAAGAAUUGACAAUGAUACCAAGGGGUCUGAAAUAGAUGCUGAACAACUACAAGUGUUACACAAACAGUCACUAGAAAGGCACCUUGUUAACAUCACAAAUGAUGUGCACACUUACCUUGAUAAGCUCUCCACCAUGUUCAUCAUUGCCUAUGAGAGUCUGGACACAGCUGAGGGAAGGGACCAGUGUUAUGCUUCUAUAGAGGGACCAUUCUUCAAGCCUUUGUGGGGAUACCUCCUUGCAUUGUACAGGGUUGUGAAUCAUGAAAAGGAAAUCGCAGUUGCAAAAUCCAUGACAAGACACAUGCCAGCUAAUCCUGAAGAUGUUAAAGUUAAGCCAUUUGUAUGUCUGAGAAACACAACAUUCAGGGAGAUGGUUCCUUAUGAACAGGCAGUGCUGGAGCUCCAGAAUAUUGGUGACUAUUGGUGCCCUUUGGAUAAGCUGGAAUGUAUUGUCCGUGUUUCAAGAAAAACUCUUGAGUGCAUAGAUGAGUUCUACACUAAAAUAGGAAAGCCUGAUGAAUCUCCAGUGAACAUAAUUGGGGCAGAUGACUUGCUGCCUGUACUGAGUUAUAUCACCAUAAAGAGUGGCCUUCCCCAGCUAGUGUCAGAGUGCCAAGCCAUGGAGACGUUCAUACAUGAGGGGUACCUUAUGGGAGAGGAAGGAUACUGUUUAACAACAGUUCAAACUGCACUGGAAUAUGUGGCCAUUCUUGACUGAGAACAAUAGAAUUAAAUUCACUUAACUGUAACCAAGUUGCCAAAGUAAUAGGGUAUUAGAUACUAGAACAAAUCUUCAUCACAGUUUAAGUCUUUAGACUAAGCCACAAUGGCUCAUAAGUCCCAGUGAUGUGCAUGAAUUCAGGACUGCUUCUGUUGAACUA
Messenger RNA from Owenia fusiformis, 2398 nucleotides. NCBI's taxonomy places the organism in Eukaryota, Metazoa, Annelida, Polychaeta, Sabellida, Oweniidae. The record is from the annotation of a GenBank genome assembly.